CAAUCUUUGUAUAAAUUAUUAAAAUUUUUAGUGAUAUAUCAUUGUCAGAUUUUUUAAACGCCCGCCCUUUACUUAUUAGUUAUAUUGUACGCCGAUAGGCUGCGCGUCUAUUACUACGCACUCUGCGUUUGCGCCUCUUCGUUAUACUUUGUAUUAUCUCUCUUACGUUAUAAGAACGACUGUGAUUUCUCCUCGUGUGUUCCGCUUUAUAUAAAAUGAGUGUAUUAUUAAUAAUAAAGUUAUAAAUAUAAUUUGACAAUUAUAAGUGAUGAGUCUUAACUUUCUUUCAUGAAAAUCCCCACCUUCUAAAAGGUCAUGGGCACAGACAAACUUUAAAAAGUGUUUUCACGAAUCCACCGCGUGAGUUUUGUUUAAAAUAGUGAAAGAAAAAAUCGAGAUUGGAAAAAUACGAAAAGACGAGAAGGAUGUCCGAAGAAAAACAGAAGAUCAUUCCAAGUGUGAGCAAAGCUGAUGAAGCGACGUUAGAAAAACUGUGGAAAAAUUUGGAUAUAACGUUUGGUUUAGACAAACAUCAUCCAGAAGAUGAGAUCCAAAUUACAACAGAAGGAGAGAAUAUCACACUAAAUAUUGAUAACAGAGUAUUUUAUCACACAGAAAAACGAAUGCUGACAGACAGAACAUGGGAUGCACUUCAAUUGUGGUUAGAUAAACAAAUCCUACAAGAUCAACCUGCUGUCAUGCCAAGGACGUUCUCGGGUAGCUCGGUCACAGAAUUAAUGAAAAUAGAUGAGGAGAAUGAGUCAACAAAAAUAGAUGAGGAAAGAGAAAAUAAUGAAGAUGAGAAAUUAGAUGAGAAGGAUGAGACAGGAGGGAAAUUAGUAGAAGAGAAAGAAGCGACUGAUGAGACGAAGAGAGAAAAACAUGAUGACUCUGUGACCGCAUUUUUCAAAACUGAUCGACAAAAUGAAUCAAAUGUGUUCGACGAGGCCGAUGCUCGAAGUUCAGGAAGAUGGCAAGGAGAAGCAGGACUCUUGGCGACACCGCCACACGGAAGUUUUCCCAUGCAGAACGUUGGACCAGUUAAAUUUGAAGUUCCAACCGUUCCAGUUAUUUUUAUCCUCGGAGGUCCUGGCAGCGGUAAGGUGACACAUUGUGAUUCUUUAAUGGCAGAGAGAAAGGGAGUUAUUCACAUCAACAUGACGGAUAUACUACAGCAGUACCUUAUAGGAAAUAAUUUGGAAGAUUUCGGUUCACUAAGUAGUAAAACAGUCACGGAAGUUCUCAUGCUUGAAAUAAAAAUGUCUCCAGAGGCCAAAACUUUUCUUGUUAGCGGAUAUCCGAGAAAUAUGCGCGACGUUGUCGAAUACUCGGAAAAAAUUCAAAUUGUUAAUGGUGUCAUUCUCAUCUCGUGGAGGAGAGAAAUUCUUGAAAGACAAAUUGAUUUUGGUGCGAAACUGGGCCACAUUGUCCUUGCAUUAGCCAGAAUGGAAUUGAAAAAUUUCUAUAGAAGUGUCAUGCCAGUAGCGGAAUAUUUCGAUGAAAAUAAAAUGUUACUGGAGAUUAAUGGAGAACGUGAUCCAGCUGAAGUUUUUAUCGAUUUCCGAGAGGCUGUUUUGAGAAUUCUUGGAUUAUCCACUAAUGAAGAGAAUUAUGACCCCCGUUCAAUGCAAGCAGAGGUGGAAGUUGAACGAACAGAAGAGGAUCUGGAUGAAUCGUCAACAGUUCGUGAAGUACCAAAUGAAUCAGUUGUAAAUGAAUUGCCAGCUUCUCCAGUAUCUCCAAAUAUUAAACCAUUAAAAACAGCAGACCAUCAGAGAAAAGGUCUUCCCGCUUUUAUUUGGGUAAUUGGUGGUCCAGGGAGUAACAAAGCAACAUUAUGUGAUCAAGCAAUGAAAAAUUCGCAAGGUUGGGCUCACGUUAGUAUUGGUGAUUUAUUAAGGUCAAUGACGUCGACUAAUGUGACAGUUCAUGAUGCCAUUAUCGCUGGCGAAAUGGUUCCUCAAGAUAUUGUCAUGCAACUUGUUGAACAGCAAGUGCUCUUAAAUCGUGAUACAGACGGAAUUAUUCUGAGUGGAUUCCCGAGAAAUUUUGACCAAGUCGAUGAAUUUGAAAACAAGUUCGGUCAAACGCCUCCAUUAAUUUUAUUAGAUUGCUCUAAGUUGCAAUUUGGCAGGGGAAGAUUGGAUGGUACAAUUACAGCAUUUCGAAAAAGGUUGGCGUUAUUCAGGGAAAUUACCCUUCCAAUGCUUAAGAAAAUUGACAACAGCAAACGACUCACAAUGAUUGACGGCGACACGGAUGUGGAGAAUGUUCAACUAGAAUUUGCAAAUGCACUUUAUCAAUUAAUGAAAUGGGUUCGAAGAAAAGAGGAAGUUAAUGCUGAGGAAACUAAUCAAGAUCAAGAUUCAGGAGUUCAAAAUUCAGAACACCCAAACUGGAUGGCCCCCGGUAACAUCAACGGGGGCCAAAAAAUUGAAUCGUAUCAAAAUGGAAUUGUCAAGCAAAUAGAAAACCAAUUAAAUGGCGGUUCUAAUAUUGCCAAAGGAGUAUUAAUCGAUCAACCAAUUCAUCAAAACGGUCUCUUGAAGAAAAAUGGAAUAGUGAAAGGAACAGUGAAUCUUCUUCAAAAUGGUGGUGUUCAUUUGCCGAAUGGAUUUGUUCCUGGUAACAAUAGAGUGGCGCCUUUAAAUGGCCACAGUGUGAAUAAUGAAAGGAACCCAGUAAGAUCAAUGUUUAAUGAAGUCGACGGAUAAAAGAAAAUAGAAAUUUUCAA
Molecule: messenger RNA, 2734 nt
Organism: Leptopilina heterotoma
Lineage: Eukaryota; Metazoa; Arthropoda; Insecta; Hymenoptera; Figitidae
Product: adenylate kinase isoenzyme 5
Exons: 13
Coding region: 426-2714 (762 amino acids)
Biological process (GO): UDP biosynthetic process; CDP biosynthetic process
Cellular component (GO): cytoplasm; nucleus
Molecular function (GO): UMP kinase activity; ATP binding
Source: RefSeq, a predicted model, not a curated record